Bolinopsis microptera is the source of this 2101-nucleotide messenger RNA. RefSeq names its product 5'-nucleotidase domain-containing protein 3-like. Gene Ontology annotation, molecular function: 5'-nucleotidase activity. The record is from RefSeq and is a predicted model, not a curated record. Lineage: Eukaryota; Metazoa; Ctenophora; Tentaculata; Lobata; Bolinopsidae. Bases 206 to 1765 code for a protein of 519 amino acids. The transcript is spliced from 9 exons.
GAUGCUCCUCAGGUCUAAUGAAACUGCAGACACCACGGUUAACACUUCUGAUUUAAACUAAGAAUUUACGGCCCAGACCACAUUUUGUUGUUUAAUUCUUACAUUACCCAAUUAAUGGUUUACCGAUUUUACUACUGCUUACACCUCUAACGAAGAGUAUGUAAAUGGUACAUACUGUAACAUAAUUCUUAAAGUUAAUGAAGGGAUGGCAGGGGCUUUGAUAGCUACAAGAGCUCUGCGCUGCAUCUCUAAUCAGUCUGUUGCAAUACCUGGCUGUGUAUGGGAAAGGGCCCAUAAACGAAACAUAAUAAUCCACCGCAGAUUGUUUAGCACGGCUUCUAUAAAUAAUCUUAUUGAGCAUCAUAAACGGAUCAGAUGCUUGGUUCCAAAGACUACUUUCGCCCAGUUGGAUCCGAGUCAGGUGUUCACGAAUUCAGAACUCCGACUAACUGACAUAGAAGUUAUUGGGUUUGACUACGAUUACACAUUAGCUCCAUACAAUGGAGCACUGGAGGGUACAAUCUUCAACAUGAUCAUAGAAGGUCUUGUUUCUUCUAGACAUUACCCUCCCGAAAUAUCACAGUUAAAUUACAACCCUGAUUUUUUGGCAAGAGGUGUCCACUUCGAUAUACUGACUGGAGUUUUUAUGAAAGUGGAUGCAUACCAUAGGAUUGCUCCAGAUUCAGUGUACCAGUGUUUUAGGAAGUUGACUGAGAAGGAGAUACAAGACAUGUACCCAGGCAUGAGACUCUUUUUUCCUGGGGGCGACUCUAAGAGAUUCCGUCAAAUAGUGGACUUAUUUCAAAUACCAGAACUAUACGCGUGGUGCUCAGUACUAGACUACCUGCAGUCCACUCAGAGCACACCCCACCCCGUCCUAGUCUAUGAAGACAUCAAGAAUGUUACAUCAGAGUUGCACGUGCACGGCACGCUACACUCACAUAUCAUGCGUAAUAUAGAGGAAUAUAUAGAGCCAAACCCUAAGCUGGUAGAUAUGCUGGUCAUGUUGAGGAGGGAGAAUAAACAACUCUUCAUUCUUACAAACAGUCCGUACGAGUUUUUGAAUGUUGGUAUGAAGCAUAUAAUGGGUGAAAACUGGCGGAAAUCGUUUGACGUUGUGAUUUGCCAAUCGAUGAAGCCCAAGUUCUUUGAAGACAAGUACAGGGUGUUCCGGAGACUAACUUCUCAUAACACUCCUGCUUACGGACAAGUCACGGAGUUCAAGGAAGGUGAGGUAUACUGCGAGGGUAACGUGAGAGAUUUACACAGACUGACAGGCUGGCAGCCCUGCAAUAUUCUUUAUUUCGGAGAUCAGAUGUAUGCAGACUUGGCAGAACCUGUCCUCAAUCAGGGGUGGCACACAGGAGCUAUAAUAAGAGAGCUGGAGAAGGAAAUUGAGCUGUUGAACAGUGCGGAACAUCAGCACAACAUGUUCAUCCUCAAGGAACUUAAUAACUUGAUACGUGAAGUACAAAGGUUCUUACCCGACCCUACAGCAGUCCACUACACUGAUUUGUGGUGCAUCGAGAGGAAACAGGUCCGUGCAGAGCUGCGUAGACUGCACAUCUCAGAGUUCUGCAGUUCGUUCAGAACACACCUCAUGCCGACACUAUUCUACAGACGCUUGUCACGCUUUGCAGAGAUUUACACGUCUAACCUGACCAACCUGGCUCACUACCAUCCCUCACAUUACAGGUUCACGCCCGUUAGGCAGGACCUUCCACAUGAGAUAUCAGGCAACUCAGGUAUGUUAGACAACGAUUGAAAUUAUAGAAAUAUGACUGUCAAGAUAUUGUGUGGUGAUGAUAAGGAAACUUGCCCUGGGGUCGCUGUUCCUCUGAGCAAGGUGCUAGGAUCAUGUGCAUUGUGCUACUAUCCCCAUCCCGGAGUAUGCUAUUUCACAGAGUGUGAACCUGUCGAUGGAAUUCGCCAGAUUAGUAUGGCUGAGUGGUAUUUUCUUGUAGAUGUGGCAAAACGAAAAAUAACUCAGUUAUGGUGCUAUGGGAGUUCUCCAUACGAAUUGAUCAACUGCUCUCUUAAUUUUUUGAAUUGUUUCCUGAUUAAAAUGUUAACCGAUUCAAUCUCUGAAUUCCGUUUGUCG